Messenger RNA from Asparagus officinalis (garden asparagus), 1622 nucleotides. RefSeq names its product ribose-phosphate pyrophosphokinase 1-like. NCBI's taxonomy places the organism in Eukaryota, Viridiplantae, Streptophyta, Magnoliopsida, Asparagales, Asparagaceae. The coding region runs from base 67 to 1263 and encodes 398 amino acids. Gene Ontology annotation, biological process: purine nucleotide biosynthetic process; 5-phosphoribose 1-diphosphate biosynthetic process; ribonucleoside monophosphate biosynthetic process. The transcript is spliced from 9 exons. Gene Ontology annotation, molecular function: magnesium ion binding; ribose phosphate diphosphokinase activity. The record is from RefSeq and is a predicted model, not a curated record. Gene Ontology annotation, cellular component: cytoplasm; ribose phosphate diphosphokinase complex.
CGAAUAAGCCCUCGCUCUCACUCUCUCUCUCUCUCUCUCUCUCUCUCAAGCUCGAGGAGGAGAACAAUGGCUUCUUUAUUAGGGUUUUCAGCCGCUAACAGUUUGAUCUCGAUUUCGCGCCAUUCUUCUUCUUCUUCUAAAAGACGCCUUUUGUCCCCUGCUCCCAAGUCUUUGAGUUGCAAAUUGAUAGAGCCACUGGGGUUCAGUAAUGGAGCAGUACCGCGUAUUCCUAUUGUUAAUGAUCAGACAUUGCCUGGUUUCUUGACUGGAACAAGCCAAGGCGAGUUGCGUGAGAGGCAAGAUACUCGGUUGCGUAUCUUCUCAGGGACUGCGAAUCACUCCCUUGCCAAGGAAAUUGCUAGCUACAUGGGACUGGAACUUGGAAAAAUCAAGAUUAAGCGAUUUGCUGAUGGUGAAAUAUAUGUUCAAUUGCAAGAGAGUGUAAGAGGAUGUGAUGUAUUUUUAGUGCAGCCAACAUGCCCGCCUGCAAAUGAAAAUCUCAUGGAACUUUUGGUAAUGAUUGAUGCAUGCCGAAGAGCAUCUGCAAAAAAUAUCACAGCAGUUAUACCUUAUUUUGGCUAUGCAAGAGCUGACAGGAAGACUCAAGGACGGGAGUCUAUUGCAGCGAAACUUGUUGCAAAUUUAAUCACAGAAGCAGGUGCAAACCGUGUACUUGCUUGUGACCUUCACUCCGGGCAGUCGAUGGGAUACUUUGACAUUCCUGUAGAUCAAGUCUAUGGUCAGCCUGUGAUUCUUGAUUACCUGGCAAGCAAAACCAUUUGUUCCAAUGACUUGGUGGUGGUCUCUCCUGAUGUUGGAGGUGUUGCAAGGGCACGAGCUUUUGCAAAAAAGUUAUCCGAUGCACCCCUAGCCAUUGUGGAUAAACGACGCCAAGGGCAUAACAUUGCUGAGGUGAUGAAUCUGAUUGGUGAUGUCCGAGGAAAAGUGGCUGUCAUGGUAGAUGAUAUGAUAGACACUGCUGGUACCAUUGCGAAAGGGGCAGCUCUUUUACAUCAAGAAGGAGCAAGAGAAGUGUAUGCAUGCAGCACACAUGCUGUUUUUAGCCCUCCCGCAAUCGAGAGAUUGUCUAGCGGCCUGUUUCAAGAAGUCAUUAUCACGAACACUAUCCCUAUACCGGAGAAAAUGAGUUUCCCUCAGUUGACAGUUUUGUCCGUGGGAAACCUUUUAGGGGAAACUAUUUGGCGCAUUUAUGAUGAUUAUUCUGUUGGCUAUGAACCUUACUCGAGCUCGGAGAUUGACUGAUCUUCGUGGGAAAACAGUUGAGUAACAACGACAAUGAGGUGGGAAAAUGGUGAAUAAAUAUCGGUUAUCAUCAACUCCUUGUUAGCAAAGCAUAGUGUUCCAUCCUUACGGAAUCAGGGUACUGUAUGUCUUUCUUCAAAUUCAUUACGGUAGUUCUUACUUCUUGUUUUAGAGCGUAUUAGGUGUCCAACAUGCGUUCUCUUUCGCGUAACGGCUAUGUGUUUUGAGUGAGCUGAGAAUGGGAGCCUUAAAUGCUUACCUGCCUAACUUAUGUUACGUUGCUGGUUCUUGUAUAUAAAUGUUUUUGGAGUUAAGCUGUGGGCAUGAUAUAUAUUAAUUUCUUUUGAAGUUUUUGCUGA